This is a messenger RNA of Haliotis rubra (blacklip abalone), 404 nucleotides long. RefSeq lists its product as uncharacterized. Lineage: Eukaryota; Metazoa; Mollusca; Gastropoda; Lepetellida; Haliotidae. The coding region runs from base 4 to 372 and encodes 122 amino acids. The transcript has 2 exons. The record is from RefSeq and is a predicted model, not a curated record.
UCGAUGGAGGUAUCAUCUACAUCCAAAAAAUAUACAUUUGCAUCAUCGAGAAACCUGCGCUUCCCGGAAAAAGUCGCGAGAAAGGUGUUUGAGAAGAUCGGGGACAUCAAACACACGUACAGCGUGGUAGUGAAGCGACACAAAUCAGAUCGCGACGUGAGAGAGGCGGCUCAACUGCUCGUGUCCAGGAAACCGUUCUACCGUUGUACUUUCACCAAGAUAGAUAACUACUGGUACGCGAAUGUUCGACGCUUUAAGGGACAAGAGGGUACACUCUACCAAAAAGAUAACGGCAUAUACUUCCCCGUCGAGGAUCUCCUGAAAGUGAACAAAUAUUUGAAAAGAAAACUAAACAUCAAACAGAGAGAGUAGGAUGUACGCUAGCAACAAUACGAACAGAAAAG